This is a messenger RNA of Ostreococcus lucimarinus CCE9901, 714 nucleotides long. RefSeq lists its product with no specific name. Lineage: Eukaryota; Viridiplantae; Chlorophyta; Mamiellophyceae; Mamiellales; Bathycoccaceae. The record is from RefSeq and is a predicted model, not a curated record. The transcript is spliced from 2 exons. Bases 1 to 714 code for a protein of 237 amino acids.
AUGACGAGGGCGAGCCCGCGGAAGCGCGCGAGCGAAAACGAUCGCGAGGCGGCGAACGCGACGCGGCGGCGGCCAGUACCACCGCGCGGUCGCGCGCCGCCGUUGACGCCGAGCGAUAUCGAGGCGCUGAACAAGGCUGGAAAAAAACGCGUCCUCGCUCGAUGGGCAGCGAGGACGCGCGGUUUAAAAAAGCGCCUUUCCGCGCUGUCGGAACAGUAUCCAACGAGUUCCUUCAUACUUCUUUUCACGAAACCCGUACUCACGGAGUGCAGGCGAACUGGAGUCUGGGCUGAACAGGAAUUUUUCGUUCGCGGACCGAUCGUCGCGGCGCAGCGGCCGUGGAGGGAAGACCACGAGGAAAUCCUUUCCGGCGCGCAGAUUGUUAGACGAACGCUCAGCGAACUCCUUGGCUUUCCGAUGGAUGAGAGGGACCGCGCGCUGGAUGCUCCGUCGCGCGAGCCGUCGACAGAGGCGCCGGAAACCGACUCGGCGGUACCGACGUCCCUUCCUGCGCCGAAAUCGAUGUCCGAACUCUUCGAAGCGAUGAAAACGAUCGUCGCGCCGGAUUUACACGAAAAACUCGCGCACCUGCUGAUCGAAUCGCGGUGCGUUACGAAGAGCGGUCGCGAGGACGAGCGCGCCGUCGCGGAGAUCGCCGCGUCGUUUCAAUUGCGCGUCGCCCAAUCGCGACGAAGCGCGGUGGCGUUGCAAUGA